Molecule: messenger RNA, 1467 nt
Organism: Electrophorus electricus (electric eel)
Lineage: Eukaryota; Metazoa; Chordata; Actinopteri; Gymnotiformes; Gymnotidae
Gene: fahd2a
Product: fumarylacetoacetate hydrolase domain containing 2A
Molecular function (GO): catalytic activity
Source: RefSeq, a predicted model, not a curated record
AAGUCGUCCAAAAGCCUGUCCUCGCAGCACGCCGUCGUGGCGCUGAACGGCAGCGCACACUCGCACGUUAAUACCGGUGGCGGACACGACGUUAUGAUCGUGGGCUGCGUUUAAGAAGCUCAGCGUGAGCGCAGCGGACUACAUUCACUACAAAGGAGGAGGCAACCCAGCAGGGUUUGCGAGAGCGCUUGAAAGGUCCAGGCGUUAGCUCGCAGGCAGGGCUCUGACCGUGCGAAGGUCUGUUUGUGGGCCAUUAGUUGCUGGAAACAAAACUUUCGUUUCCAGUCAUUGCAUUGGGGUGCAGAAUUCGUCGUUUCCUGAAGCUACUUCCACCUGCGCUGUGUGGUAACUGGUUGCGUUGACAGAUGAGAGGUCCGUGGGCUUUGUUUCUCAGCCUGAGGGGACUCGGUGGUGUGUUUUCCGUAGGUACAUCCAGACGCACCUUAACCUCGGCCAGUAUGCGACUAGUGCAGUUCUGCCACCCAGGAGCAGAGGGGGGAGUCCGAGUUGGCGUGGAACAAGAAUAUGGCAACGGAGUCAUCGACGUGAAGGAGUUCGACCCGUCUAUGCCCUCCACUAUGAGAGAGUUUUUGGAGCUAGGAGAGAAGGCAAUGGAUUGUGCUCAAAGAGCCUUAUCCAGCGGUCAGACUACGCUCCCUUACUCUGCUGUCAAGCUGCUGUCUCCAGUGACCGGCCCAGACAAGGUGGUGUGCGUGGGGAUGAACUAUACGGACCACUGCCUGGAGCAGAAUGCACCUAUUCCCAAAGAGCCCAUCAUCUUCAGCAAGUUCCCCUCCUCCAUCACUGGUCCCUAUGACGACAUCGCCCUGCCGAAUGAGAGCCAGGAGGUGGACUGGGAGGUGGAGCUGGCUUUUGUGAUUGGACGAAAAGGAAAGCACAUCAAGGAAGAGGACGCACUCUCUUAUGUUGCGGGGUUCACCGUAGCCAACGACGUCAGCGCUCGGGACUGGCAGAUGCGGAGGAAUGGGAAACAGUGGCUUCUGGGAAAAACGUUUGACACAUUCUGUCCUUUAGGACCCGCCCUUGUAACCACUGCAGCUCUGACGGAUGUCCAUAAUCUGGGGAUCCGGUGCCUCGUUAACGGCGGAGUAGUUCAGGACAGCAAUACCAGUCAGCUUAUUUUUAAGACGGAGAAGCUGGUGGCCUGGGUCUCUCAGUUUGUGACCCUGCACCCAGGUGACGUGUUUUUGACAGGCACUCCUCCUGGGGUGGGUGUGUUCAGAAAGCCACCUGUGUUUCUAGAGAGAGGAGAUGUCGUGGAGUGUCAGAUCGAUGAAAUCGGAACCAUCAGGAACACAGUUGUUUAACUGCAACUUGUCAAGUUAAUGGACUUACAAAAAGUACAACAUAUUGCCUAGACAUGAAAUCACACAACACUGAUUCAGAAAUUACACUGUUAACCUUGAAAUCUAAUUUCCAAAAUAACACGAGCAUUUGAUUAAGAUA